GAAAAUCAUUGGGAAGAGAAUAGAGAACCUCAAACAAAACACACGUCUCAUGUUCAGGCUGAGGACACUCAUAACAAAGAAAAUCUCGAUUACAUUUCCAAAUCCCCUCGGCUCUUCCCGAUAAGUGUGAUAAUGUAACGUCUGUUGGGGAUUACGAGUCACAAAUAAGUGGGUAGUGAGUGAUAGUGAAGUGACAAUGCACGAGUGUGUCGAGACAGGAUAAUCAUGGGCCACAAGACGACCAGAAUUUCACGAAAUUAUGACCUGCAGAGUUGACGGGAGAUUCUGGUGGAGUUUUUGUCGGAGUUAAUGAGUUUUUUGAUUGAUUGAGUGGAACUGGGGUACCUCGGGGACACGAUGUUUCGGAGCCGCAGCUGGUUCGGGGGUGGACUGUGGAAACCCAAGAAUCCACAUUCACUGGAGCAUCUCAAGUAUUUGUACAAUGUUUUGUCGAAGAAUCAUACGGUGUCGGAUAAUAAUAGGGGGUUGCUGGUGGAGACUUUGAGGUCCAUUGCUGAGAUUCUUAUCUGGGGGGACCAGAACGAUAGCAGUGUGUUUGACUUUUUCUUGGAGAAGAACAUGCUCUCCUUUUUUCUUCGGAUAAUGAAGCAAAAGUGUGGGAGCUACGUCUGUGUUCAGUUACUCCAGACGCUCAACAUUCUGUUUGAAAAUAUUAGGAAUGAGACAUCACUCUAUUACCUGCUAAGCAACAACCACGUAAAUAGUAUAAUAGUGCACAAAUUUGACUUCAGUGACGAGGAAGUUAUGGCUUACUACAUAAGUUUUCUCAAAACCCUGAGCCUCAAAUUGAAUGCACAUACUAUUCACUUCUUCUAUAACGAGGUAAACAAGCACACGAACGACUUUCCCCUGUACACCGAGGCGAUAAAAUUCUUCAACCACUCGGAGGGAAUGGUGCGCAUAGCGGUUCGCACGUUGACCCUGAACGUCUACCGAGUGGAGGACGCCUCGAUGUUGGCCUUCAUCCGCGACAGGACAGCAGCCCCGUACUUCAGCAACCUCGUCUGGUUCAUCGGCAACCACAUAAUCGAGCUGGACACAUGUGUGCGAAACGACGCAGACCACCAGAGCCAGAACCGCCUGUCAGACCUCGUCGCCGAGCACUUGGACCACCUCCACUACCUGAACGACAUCCUCUCCCUGAACAUUCCAGACUUGAACAAGGUUCUCUCCGAGCACCUUCUGCACAAGCUCCUGGUGCCCCUGUACGUCUACUCCCUGACUAAAUCGAUAUCCCCACCAGGUCAGAGCCCAGGGGAGCGAAAGCACGUGAGCGUUGUGGUCUCCCUGUUCCUCCUGUCCCAAGUGUUCCUCAUCGUCUCUCACGAGCCCCUGGUGCGAACCCUAGCUGCUGUGAUCCUAAAGUCAGACUCCCACAUCGUGGAGGAUGGAGUCAGCAGAGUCCUUGAGGAAUACCAGCUCUCCUCCUUCGACGAGUCCAUUGUCUUCGCCCCACCGAGUGAGACAUUGGAAAAAUCCCUGGAGAGUCUCUCUGGACACCCAGACCCCCAGGCCCUGACCCUGGAGGACAUCCCCGAGCAGUCGAGCCCCAGGCACUCCUCCACAUCAGACUCAGAGGUCCUCGACAGUCAGGAGACACCGGUAUCGUGUCAAGAAGACAUCAAGCACCUGAACGUCACCGACGAGGAGAAGGAGCAGAGACUAGCCCUGGAGGUUGAUUUCUCCCCCAGCCAGGGCAGACAGCCCCUCGAGGAGCCUUCAGCCCUCCCACCAGUUGCCAAACCCUUUCUCGAGACCAUUUUAAACUCCCUCCACUGCACAGAGAACGAUUACGCCACGUUGUUCUCCCUCUGCCUGCUUUACGCAUUAAUCAGCAAUGAAGGGGUCGACAAAGAGACUUUGGACUUUGCGACGUCUGUAAAAACCCCCAGCAAUUGGUACAACUCUGCUCUAAUAGAGAAGCUUAUCCACGUUAUCUCGGCGAGCUGUCAGACUAAUGCUAAAAUAAGACUUGUAACACUAGAGAUGAGUAUAAAGUUGCUGAUUAAAUUAGUCAUAUCGGAUGGGGAGAGUCUACUAUGUGAUGCACAUUUGGCUGCUAUAGAGUCUGCUAAGGAGGAGAGCACAGCUCUGCUCAGGAAUUUUUACAAGAGUGAGGAUAUAUUUCUCGAUAUGUUUGAGGAUGAGUACAGCGAGGUACAGAAGAAACCGUUGAAUGUCGAGUGGUUGAUGAUGGAUAGCAAUAUUUUACUGCCACCAACUGGCACUCCCAUGACUGGGAUUGAGUUCAGCAAACGGUUGCCCUGUGGCGAGGUGGAGAGGGCACGAAGGGCCAUUCGUGUGUUUUUUCUAGUCAGGGAGCUGUCGCUGCUCCUGGGGAAGGAGCCGGAGGCUCAGCUACCUUUGACGAACCCAGUGAACUGCGUCCAAGUGGGGAAUGUCCUGGAUCUGAAUAACAGUGAUUUGAUUGCUUGUACUGUUGUGUGGAAGGAUGGACAGAAGAUCCGGAGGUUUCUUGUGAUCGAUGUCAUUCAGCUGAUCCUCGUGGAACCUGACACGAGGAAGCUGGGGUGGGGGGUGGCCAAGCUGGUGGGGUUCCUUCAGGAUAUUGAGGUGGCUGGGGACAAGGACGACUCGAGGUGUCUACAUUUAACGAUUCACAAACCACUGAGCAGCAGUGGAGGGAACAGGCUGCCCCUGCUCUCCGCCAAGUUCAUUUUUGACGAUCAUAUCAGGUGCAUGGCUGCCAAGCAGAGGUUGACGAAAGGGAGGAUCAAGGCCAGGCAGAAGAAGAUGGGUCAGAUUGCGAAGCUACUGGAUAUACCCACGAAUCUGCCGAGCUGCUCAACUCCACCGAAUUAUGCUCUCCUUGGGAUGAGGCACGAGAGGAGCGCGGGGAGGGGUCAGAGAGGCAAAGAUCAGAGGGGAAUGUUCACGGUUAACAAGGUCCCAGGGUUCGCAGCUCAAUUGCGAAAGCAGAAUGAACCCAGGACUGGGGUGGGCAGGAGGGUUGUGGGGGACGUGAGCCCACCGAGUGGGAACACUAGUGAUAAUGGCAUCAGGCCGAGGGAUAGCUCGCCCAAGAUGCCGAGGCCGAGGAGUGAGGAGAUUCCUCUGGAGGACAUGAGACUGAGGAAGAGCUCACUCACUGGGAAUGGGUGCUCAGGGCUGCCUGCUAUCUCUGUUGAACCCAACACUUCGACUUUGAGCUCGUCUGUCAAUAACGAUGUUGUGUUGAGUAAGAAAUGCUCGGAGGAGACCUCGUUCACUUCACCACAAGCUCCGGAUGCGCCGACAAAACCUCGGCGGAAGGGACAGGUCGAAACUGUGUAAUUGCGGUGGGGUUGGGUGUUAAUGGUAAUGGGAUCUGAAUGUUUUUAAAGUUGUUUUGUAUUUUUUAUCGAAAAGUAUGGGGAAUGUGGGGGAGGAGAGUUCAGGGGGAGCUGGAGAUUUCAGUAGUUGCUGGGAAUAUUCAAGACUUCUUCAGGUUUUGUGGAGAUAAGAUCAGUUGAGCACGCAAAAUUAAUAGAAAAAGCUAGCGAAUUCGCUAGAUAAUUCUGUUGGAUUUCUAUUGAACUUUCUGUUAGUUUUUGGGCGAUUUUGUUGAAAUGUUGAAUAGAGAGAUUCAAUCGAAAAAGUCAAUAGAAUUGAAUAUUUUUAUAAAAUUUAUUCUAUUGGGUUAUUUUCUAUAGA
Diachasma alloeum is the source of this 3675-nucleotide messenger RNA. It is a transcript of the gene ema, whose product is annotated as protein CLEC16A homolog. Gene Ontology annotation, cellular component: late endosome; endolysosome membrane. The record is from RefSeq and is a predicted model, not a curated record. NCBI's taxonomy places the organism in Eukaryota, Metazoa, Arthropoda, Insecta, Hymenoptera, Braconidae. Bases 358 to 3315 code for a protein of 985 amino acids. Gene Ontology annotation, biological process: endosomal transport; endosome to lysosome transport; regulation of autophagosome maturation. The transcript is spliced from 5 exons.